UGGAUAUAGAAACAAAAUCUGUAUUUGUAUGCUAUUGUUAAAUUGUUAAUUCUUAACUGCUCAACUCUCAGAGGUCACUUGAUACUAACUAUUAACCACUCGUACUUCACUGCACAUGCAUACAAAACACGGAAAGCUUGGCGUAUAGCAACUUCAAUAAAGUUAGAACUACCGCAGAGCUCGACUCGGAUAUGUUGAGGCAACAAAGAAGGUGCAGUUUGAAAAUGAAGUUAUUAGUAUGAAGUAGCAGCGCAGGCACAUUUGGAAAAUUAUGCCGACAAGCAAGAUGGAAUUUGGGAAAAAAUGUAAUAAAUCGAGUGGCGUUAUUUAAGAUGUGCUCCAAACAUUUGGCGAAAUUUUUUCGCCUUCUCAACGUGCUAAGUUACAAGUUAUGCUGACUGCCACCACGGUCUGUAAGAAGCCUGAAGCAAAGGGCAAACAACCUUCCAGGAAGCUGCCUGCUGUCCCCGAGUCGUAGCUGAAUUUCAGCAAGAAGCAGGUCAGCAAACGUGCUACCCUGAUCAAGCGUAAACUAAAGCGUUCUGCUGUGAUUGCACUCCGCAAACGUGAUAACUUGGUGCAUGCUGAGAAAUAUCAAGCAAAAUAUCGCCGUGAUGGACGCCGUGAGAUUAAGUUGCUCCAUCUGGCAAAAAAACGCGGCCCAUUCUACGUGCCUGCAGAAGACAAAUUGGCUUUUGUGAUCUGUGUCCGCGGUAUCAACAAAGUUGCACCAAAAGUGCGUAAAGUUUUACUGUUGUUCCGUUUUCGCCACAUUAACCACCGUUUUUUCAUCAAAUUGAACCCUAUAUCACAUGGGGUUAUCCAAAUCUUAAAUCAGUUCGUGAAUUGAUCUACAAACGUGGAAUUGUCAAGCACAACCGUCAACGUGUCUCAAUCUCUGACAACUUUGUGAUCGAACGCAAAUUGCGCAAAGCCCACGAUAUUCAGUGCGUUGAUUAUUUGAAAGCCUCCAACUUCCUCUGGCCAUUUAAGCUCAACACCAACCGGCGGCUGGCGCAAGAGGGCUAAUCACUACGUUGAGGCUGGUGAUUUCGGUAACCGUGAAGAUAAGAUCAACAAACUGCUGCGCAAGAUGGUUAAAGAAAUUUUUUGGUGUACAAGAACAACGUGCUGCGCAACAAAAUAAUAAAUAAAAUAUCUUGAAGCGAAGUAACCAAACAAAGACGAUGACUUCAACAACGCAACUACCUACAAAACUCUGUCAUAUAGUAAAACGUCCAGAUUUCGAAGGGUACGGAUUUAAUUUGCAUUCAGAAAAAGUUAAGCCUGGGCAGUUUAUAGGAAAAGUAGAUGUGAAUUCUCCAGCGGAGGCUUCGGGAUUAAAAGAGGGAGAUCGCAUUAUUGAAGUAAAUGGCGUUAACAUUAGCGGGGAAUCGCAUAAACAAGUGGUGCAGCGGAUUAAAGCGCUGUCAAAUGAAGUCCGGUUGUUAAUAGUCGAAGCAAAUGCAAGUAAAAGUGAGACAAGCGCGAGUGAAUACCCUGCCAGUGUUGCAUCAUCAGAGAGCAAAAAGAACAACAACGUAAAUAGAGAAUUCGAGGGCAUAUUUCAAGAAAUACCUGGAAGCAGCAACAACAUUAGCAGUAUCAGCAUAAGUACAAAGCGCUCAUCCAAUGGUGGCAAAAAUUCAGUCAAUGCUAAUGUAAAUACAAAUGGUGCAAUUACAAAUAAUGCCAAGGAAAUGUUACCAAGAAAACCAGACGUUUGCAAUUCUACUUCAAGCUCCUGCCAUGUAAUUACUACGAAUGCGACUAUGCCAGCGGAUGCUAUGGGAGCGGAAAGAGGCCAAAACGGAGCUGUGAAACCUUCCAGCUAUGGAUUAGAACUACCUAUGACAGCAGCUGAGAUGCGGGCAAAACUUUUAUCCAGAAAAAAAUACAAUCCAAAAAAUGAAGUUGUGGACCUAAAGAAAAAGUUUGAAAUAAUUCAGAAACUGUGAAAUAUACACGAGCAAACACAAAAUAUACAUAAUAAUUUGCUUUUUUAAGGAAAGAAAAGAAUGUUUAAACGAUUAUGUAUAUUAUAACACACUGAGGCGUACGUAUAUAAUUGUGCAUCUAUAAAUAUUGAAGUGUUUGUCUGUGAUCUUGAAAUAAAGGUUUUCUUAGCACAUGUGGUUAUCUGCAAA
Messenger RNA from Rhagoletis pomonella (apple maggot), 2147 nucleotides. RefSeq names its product Na(+)/H(+) exchange regulatory cofactor NHE-RF1. The record is from RefSeq and is a predicted model, not a curated record. NCBI's taxonomy places the organism in Eukaryota, Metazoa, Arthropoda, Insecta, Diptera, Tephritidae. Gene Ontology annotation, cellular component: apical plasma membrane. The transcript is spliced from 5 exons. The coding region runs from base 1188 to 1958 and encodes 256 amino acids. Gene Ontology annotation, biological process: protein localization to plasma membrane. Gene Ontology annotation, molecular function: protein-membrane adaptor activity; protein binding.